Vigna radiata var. radiata (mung bean) is the source of this 3957-nucleotide messenger RNA. RefSeq lists its product as uncharacterized. The transcript is spliced from 3 exons. The coding region runs from base 554 to 1318 and encodes 254 amino acids. Lineage: Eukaryota; Viridiplantae; Streptophyta; Magnoliopsida; Fabales; Fabaceae. The record is from RefSeq and is a predicted model, not a curated record.
CCUUAAAAAAAAUUUAAUUUUAGUCUUCUAAAAUUAACACCGUUAAAAGAUAGCUGAUCUGGUUAACGGUAGACUCAGACUAUCUUUUUUUUCUUACAUUAAGUCAGUGUUUCGUAACUUUUCUCCUUCUCCCUCUUACGAUACCCUGUUGCAAGCACCACUGCAUCAACAUCUUGNUUUUCACCAUUAACAAGCUCCACGCACCCAUUAUCGAACCUCUUUAUGGUUGGAACAACUUUUAUGUCACCAGAUUUGAUUUUCUCCAACGUUCCAAUGUCCAAAACAGGGGUCUUACCCUUUAUGUUCUUCCACAAUAAAGGACCUUCCACAGGUCUUUCGAGUCCAAACCUUCCAAAGUGUUUAUGUUCUGUCAAUUUUGUAAAUUCGUGAAAUAUUUGUUUAUGAAUGUUGUCGCGUUGUGGGGUGUUUAAGUAUGGGGUAAAAUUGUUAUAUGGGAAAAGUUGUCGCGUUAUUAGGGUAGAUAGUGGUCCCAUAGGUCGUUCUUUAACUUAAUGUAGUGAUCCCCGUUUGCAUUUGUAGGGUUAGGGUUGGGAUGUCUAAUGAGAGGUUUCAGGUAGUGGUCCACCACGGUGGGACCUUGAUAAAAGACGUGCCAUUUAAGUAUAUAGGUGGGGAGAUAACAUAUUGGGAGGUUGACCUCGACAAAUGGUGUUAUUUUGGAAUAGUAGGUUCACUUAAGCACCUAGGUUACAUGCAAGUAGCAGAGUUAUUUUAUAGUGUUCAACAUGUAUUACACAAGUUGUAUGAUGAUAAAGGAGCUAUGAACAUGCUGAAGGUGGCUCAUUAUUUAGGAAAAGUAAACCUGUAUGUUGUACAUGGGGUGGACAAUCCAGAGGUAGUAGAAAAUGAUGUCAAUGAUGUGUUGUACUUAUGUGAAGGACCUGUAGACAGUGGUGAGGGUAGUGGGGUUGAGGACGAAGAAGUCGAACAACAUAAGGCUAUUGAGGAUGGAUUGGAUGUUGAUAAUGAGGGUGGAGUUGAGGUUCAUAGUGAGGGUGUUGAGGCUCCAUUUCAGCUUGAGAAUGAGUGUGUUGAGGGUGGACUUGAGGUUGAGAAAGAAGAACUAGUAGUUGACAAUGAUGUUGGAGUUGAGGUUGAUAUGGACGGAGCAGUGGAGGUUGAAAAUAGGGGUGGAAUGGAGGUUGAGAAUGAGGGUGGAGUUGAGGUUGAUACUGAGGGUGUUGGUGUUGAGGCUCCAUUUGAGGUUGAGAAUGAGUGUGAAGGUCGAGUGAGGUUGAGAAAGAAGAAGUGGCAAUUGGUAGUGAUGUUGGAGUUGAGGUUCAUAUGGAAGGAGUAGUGGAGGUUGAGAAUGAGGGUGGAGCUGAGGUUGAUACUGAGGGUGUUGAGGCUCCUUUUGAGGUUGAGAAUGAGUGUGUUGAGGGUCGAGUUGAGGUUCUAAAUGAAGAAGUGGUAGUUGACAGUGAUGUUGGAGUUGAUGUUCAAAGUCAAUAAGAAGUUGACAAUGAAGAAGAAGAAGUUCAGAUUGAAGAAGAAGCAGCUCAUACUGUUGAAGAAGAAGAAGUUCAUAUUGAAGAAGAACCAGUUGAGACUGAUGAAGAAGAAGUGGAAGUCGAUAGUGAGGAUGAACCAGGAAUAGAGGAUCUGAGUGGUGAUGAAUACGUGGAUGAAGACAGUGAUGAUGAAGCACAACCAAUUGGAAGGGGUUUGUCAGAUGGUGAAUGGGGGUCUGAUGUGCUCUUAACGCCACAAAAUAGUGGAAGUGAUGAGGAUGACAUCGAGGAUAGAGUAUAUGGUGGUCCCUUUUUAAAGUAUGUAAAACAUAAAUCAAUGGCAGAUUAUAGGUGGCAAGUAGGCACCACAUUUACCGAUAAGGAUGACUUUAAGGAUGUCAUACGAAGGUAUGUUGUUUAUGCUGGGAGGGCUCUAAAAUUUGUGAAAAAUGAUAAACGUAAGGUGAGGGUCAGAUGCAUGGGUGGCCAAGGAAAGUGUCCAUGGGUGGCUUAUUGUGGGUAUUUGCCAUCACGUAAAAUUUGGUAAUUGAGGAAGAUUAUUGACACCCAUACGUGUAGUAGGCAACUUAACAUUAAAAUGAUGAAUGCUAAGUGGUUGAGUCAGGAGAUUGAUAAGUCUUUAAUUGACAAUCCUAAUUUAAAAGUGCAAGACAUACGUAGUAAAGCAUUAAGGAAAUGGAAUACAAAUGUGUCAAUUUCAAAGGCAAGGAGGGCAAAGUUGAUUGCAUCCCGACAACUGGAAGUAGAUUACAAAGAACAGUUUAAAAUGAUGUAUGACUAUGGGCAUGAGGUGUUGAGGUAUAACCCAGGGUCAACAGUGAAGAUUAAAGUUGACAUGAUAAUGGUGAACCAAUCUUCCAAAGAAUCUAUGUUUGUCUCAAAGCUUGUAAAGACAGUUUCAUGAGUUGUAGGCCCAUUGUAUGUUUAGAUGGGUGUUUUAUGAAAGGUCAGUUUAAGGGGGAGGUAUUUACUGCUGUUGGUAGAGACCCAAACGAGCAAAUGCUACCACUAGCCUAUGCAGUUGUAGAAGUGGAAAACAAAGAGACUUGGACGUGGUUUUUGCAAAUACUAAUUGAACACCUAAGGGGAAAUGAAGUCUGUGGGAGGUGCACGUGGAUGUCUGACCAACAAAAGGUAAAUGUAACGUGUAUAUUUCAAUAAUAUACUUUAUGGUUUGUUAAGGUGUAUGCUAUAUUAAUAAUUUCAUGUGGGCAGGGGUUAGUACAAGCUAUCCAGGAGCUUCUGCCUAGGGUAGAACAAAGAUUCUGCUUAAGGCACAUGUAUUCAAACUUCAGCAUAAGAUUUAGUGGUCAAAUAUUAAAGAAUAUGAUGUCGAAGCAUACAAAUACCUAAUAGGCAUUCCCCCAAGGUUUUGGUCAAGAUCGCACUUCACAGGUCAAGCAAUGUGUGAUAGCCUAGAUAACAACAUCACUGAAGCUUUCAACAGUAUUCUUCUGCAUGCUAGAGAACAACCAAUUAUCACCAUGCUCGAGGAAAUAAGAGUUUGUCUGAUGAAACGAUGAUCCACCAACAAAACCAAGGUGGCAAGUAUGAAUUUCACAAUAUGCCCAAAGAUAAAAAAGAGACUUCUAAACAAAUCAAAGUUAUCAAAAUUCUGGGUUCCAAGCUGGUCUGCUAGAAAGAUAUUUGAGGUUAGCCACAGUUCAGCCAUUGACAACAAGUUCAAGGUGGACCUGGACACUCAUGACUGUAGCUGCAGAAAGUGGUUGAUCAGUGGCAUCCCAUGCUGUCAUGCAAUUGCAGCAAUGAAUUACUCAAGUUUAGACGCAGAAGAUUUUAUACCUACGUGCUUUAGAAGAUCGACAUAUGAAGAAGUUUAUGCCUCCAUAAUUUACCCUGUCAAUGGCCAUUUGCUAUGGGAAAGAACGCCCUAUCAUGAUGUAUUGCCACCAAUUAAGCGGAAGUUACCUGGGAGGCCCAAGAAAAAAAGGAGGUUGGAGGCAUGGGAGCUCACUAAAGAUGACACUCAAAUGCAUGUUGGUGGGCACAUCAAGAAAUGUAGCAUAUGUCGUCAGAGGGGUCACAACAAAAACAAUUGUCCUUUAUGUCCUCAACCAACAGAAACAACAGAAAAUCAACCAUCACAGCCAUCACCAAGUACCCAAUCCUCUGGAUCAUCGCAGGAACAACCAAGUACCUAAUCCCCUGGACCAUCACAUCCACCACCAAGUACCCAAUUCCCUGGACCAUCACAGGCACCACCAAGUACCCAAUCCCCUGGACCAUCACAGGCACCACCAAGUCCUCCAACAUCCCAUCCACCAACGUUGAGGAAAAAAUUAGAUUGCAGAAGAAAAAAUACUUUAAUGAUUUGUUAAGUUGUUAUGUACUCCGAUUGUGAUUUUAAGUUGUUGACUUUGAGAUUGUGAUGUUUUAUAGUUCACUUUGAGAUUGUGAUGUUUUGUAGUUCACUUUGAUGGUGAUAUACUAUGGUGCUACAACU